This is a messenger RNA of Anopheles funestus (African malaria mosquito), 1403 nucleotides long. Its product is annotated as 5,10-methylenetetrahydrofolate reductase. The record is from RefSeq and is a predicted model, not a curated record. The transcript is spliced from 2 exons. Gene Ontology annotation, molecular function: FAD binding; methylenetetrahydrofolate reductase [NAD(P)H] activity. Bases 267 to 1199 code for a protein of 310 amino acids. Lineage: Eukaryota; Metazoa; Arthropoda; Insecta; Diptera; Culicidae. Gene Ontology annotation, biological process: tetrahydrofolate interconversion. Gene Ontology annotation, cellular component: cytosol.
AAAAGUUGAGAGUUGAGUUGAGAGCGCAGUUUUGAGGAUGGACUUCGCGAUUAAACUGUGAAUUAAAAAACGCAUCACCUAAUCUUCCUUAAACGGUUUACUUCGCGCGAAAGGCUUAUCUUAUCAGCUGGCUGGCUUGUAAGACACCGAGAAUAACUGCAACAAAUUACAACAGCACUUGCAUCGUCACACACAAACUGUUCUACCGCAGAAUAAGAUUGCUGAGGCACUUGGGCAAAAUACUGAGUACUACAUUGCAACCCGCAAUGGCCGCAUCCACAACUAACUCCGUGAACAACGAACUUCUGCACACGAAGCUGGACCGUAUCUUCAACUCUCCCGUCGAGACUGUAAUUCCUGUUUCAUACUCCAUCGAAAUAGCUGCCAAAGAUGACUUCAAUAUUGGAGAGCUGGAACGGUUAACGCCACAACCCGUCUUCUGUGCCCUUCCCUGGAUUUUGGACGAUAAUCUACGUUACGCAGACGACUUUCUUCGGGCACCGACUCUGCAGUUGACUGGCCAGCUUCGCAACGCGCAAUAUACCGUGGUAAAUCAUGUUUCCUGCUAUAACAUAACGGAGCAGCAGGUAGAGGGACUGCUUUCCGCUGGCAUCCAGAACCUUUUCGUCAUCCGUGGGGAUACCGUACAUCAGGACCAGAAAUUUCAGCACUCCGCUGAUUUGGUGCAGUUUCUGCAACAGCAACAACCAGACCGUCCCAGGCUAACGAUCGGUGUCGGUGGCUAUCCGUACGGUCAUCAUCAAUCACCUUCAAAGACGGAAGAGUUGCGUUAUCUCAAGGAAAAGAUUGACCACGGCGUAGACUUUCUUCUUACCCAAACGCUGUACGAUGCGGAGUCCUUCUUUCGCUACCGGGAGCAGUGUAGAACGGCAGGGAUCAGAAUUCCCAUAAUACCGGGCAUUUAUGUUCCAUACUCCUAUCGACAUCUGCGGGCAAUGCUGAACUUGACACGCAUCACGCUACCACCGGCGUUAGAUGCUGUAUUCGCGGCGCACGCCAACGAUGAUCCGGAACAGUUCGAAGCAUUUGCAGUAGAACAUUUCGUUGGAGUAUUGCGAGAGCUGCUGAAACCGAAUGUGACGUCGAAUGAUCCGAUAAAGUUGGUGCAUUUGUUCUCGUUCAACAAAUUUGCUCUGGUGCAGAAGGUACUCCAGAAGUUGAAUGACUUUUUCUACUGAAGUAUGAAGAAACUACCAACAUGGGAUUUUCUUGGAUAAUCGAUCGAUUCUUCAUUCUGGGACACAUCAGCUAGAACCGCCAACCCUUCGACACGUGCUGUAAGACGUAAAAGAAUUGUUAAUAAUAUUAUCUCAACUAAGCAAAUUUUGUUUAAUAUUUUGUGAUACUUUAUGCUCGUAUGUGCCACCGUCAGUGUAUGUAUU